Molecule: messenger RNA, 336 nt
Organism: Parnassius apollo (apollo)
Lineage: Eukaryota; Metazoa; Arthropoda; Insecta; Lepidoptera; Papilionidae
Source: the annotation of a GenBank genome assembly
AUGGAGGAAGAAGAAGCUUCCACCAGUUCUGCAACACCGCCAAAGAAAAUAAGACGAAUGUGCCAUUAUAAUAAAGACUGGGAAAAUAAAUAUUCUUGGAUAACUAAAGCCAACGUCGACACUAGAGCUUACUGUAAAAUUUGUAGAAAUGAAUUUGCUGUGGCUGAAGGUUUGAAGGGGGUGAACCAGCAUGCCUCUAUAAAAAAGCAUAAAGAGGCGGAAAGUGCGCAAGCCAAGUCCCAAAGAAUGGACUCUUUCUUUACGCCUAAAGGAAGCGCACAGAGUGAAAAAUAUAAAAUGGACAAAAGAUUGAUUACAAACAUACAAGUAUGUUAG